UCCCAUGUACUUUACUAAAUAAAUAUGGUUGAUUUCUGCUGACUAAACUGAAGUUAGUGUAAACACAUGUCGGCCUCCUCCUUCUCAUAGACAUUUCUACAAACAGUUGAUGGGCAUAACAGAGGCAGCAACUAAACUGUAGGGAGAAUAAAGAUGGCAGCUUGUUCUAGCAAAGGAGGGUGCCCAAGUGACUAUGUAGCGCUUUCAGCUGCUCUACUGUCCAUGAUCUUUUGUCGAUGGUGGUCAAUUGACUGGGAUGACAUUGAAAUCUUUGAGGAUGGAUCACCAGACCACUCUUCCGAAGCUCUUAUACAUACUGCGGCAGAAACGACUUCUAUUGAAAGCGACAUUACCUUACAUGAUUCACAAGAUUCCUAGGUCCAAAGGCAGUAGCUUUUGGCUAGUGGCAAUUCAAGUUAUUGCAAGCUUAAAUCUAUUGUUGUCGAUAGUGAUGGCUCUCAAUUUUCUGAAGUUCAGAAAGAGACAUUGGUGGAGGUCAUGCUAUCUUUGGGCAGUCUGGAUUGAAGGUCCACUGGGAUUUGGUUUGCUGUUGAGCUGCCGUAUUACACAGAUAUUCCAACUUUAUUAUAUAUUUGUGAAGAGACGUCUGCCACCACUUAGAUCCUAUAUUUUUCUUCUGCUGAUUCUCUUGCCAUGGAUAGCUCUUGCUGCAGUUAUUCAGAUAAAAAAGCCUCUGAACGACCGGUGCCACAUGGGGACGCUGUGGAUCAUCAUUGUUAUGGGCCUUCAUGCAUUAUAUGUUGUAGCUUUGAUUGCUUUUGCUGGGGCUGUGCAUCAUGUGGAAUUCAGAUUUCAUGAACUCAAAGACCUUUGGAGAGGAAUUCUUGUCUCUUCAGCUUCCAUUGGAAUAUGGGUGGCUGCUUAUGUAAUGAAUGAGGUUCGCGAAGAUAUAUCAUCGCUAGAAAUUGCCUCAAGAUUCUUAUUAUUGGUUAUGACAAGUGUCCUUGUACUGGCAUUCUUCUCUUUCUCGAUUUCUCAACCUCUUGUCUCAGUUAUGAGCUUGAGGAAGAAGAAUCAGAAAGAAUACAAGACAAUGAGUCAGGCAUUAGGUAUACCUGAUAGUGGGAUCCUAUUACAGAGGGAAUCGACAAGCAUUCUAGAUCCUAAUGAACCUUUGGAAAAGCUCCUGCUGAAUCGAAGGUUCCGUCAGUCCUUCAUGGAAUUUGCAGACAGUUGUCUGGCUGGAGAGAGUGUGCACUUCUAUGAUGAAGUGCAACAUUUUGAUAAAAUUCCUAUUCAGGAUUCAGUUAGGAGAAUUUACAUGGCACGCCACAUAAUAGAGAAGUAUAUUGCUGCAGGAGCACCAAUGGAGGUGAACAUUUCUCACCGAAUCCGGCAGGAAAUUUUGAAUACUAAUGAUCUCUCCCACACUGACCUAUUCAAAAACGCUCUAGGUGAACUGAUGCAGCUGAUGAAACUGAACUUAGCAAGAGAUUACUGGUCGUCAAUGUACUUCAUGAAGCUGCAAGAGGAUAUCCGCAUGAGAGCAGUUGAUCCGGAGAUGGAACAUGCUAGUGGUUGGAAUUUUUCCCCAAGAUUGAGUUCUGUCCAUUGCAGUGAUGACCCUUUCCAGAAUGAACAUACAGAACUGCGAUGAUGAAACAUGUGAGUAGGGUCAUGACUUCCCAACGUGAUGGAGUUGCAUAUAUUUGGCCGUAACAGGAAGAGAAGGGAACCUAAACGAGACAUGAUAUUCAUCUUCACAGGAUGGGCUCCAGCUACCUGAUUCUCCUGUUCAUAAACGAUACGAGCCUUCAAGACCAAAUUUUGCUGUGUGAUGUUGCACCUCAUGCUUUGCAGACCUGAAGGAGCAAUGCCAAGACCAUGGUAUGUGAAAGAACAGGGCAGACUGAAAGUGGGCUUCUAGUUUUCAAAUUUGUGGGUGGCAAUUCAUGCUGGCAGGUAGAUUUAACAAAUGCAUACUUUUGUAUGUAAUUGGAACUUCAUAGGUAUAUCUUACUGUACUUGUUAUAUAAAUCAACAUGUGAAUAAACUUUGAUACCCAUUAUUGUGUGAAGUUGUGAAAGUUACAGGUGGAGUCGAUGUUGAAAUUCUGUUUGUUGGAUAAUUAUGUUGUACAAAUACAGUAAAGAUAAUUCUUGUGUUUAUAUAUACUA
Messenger RNA from Solanum lycopersicum (tomato), 2138 nucleotides. RefSeq names its product regulator of G-protein signaling 1. The record is from RefSeq and is a predicted model, not a curated record. Lineage: Eukaryota; Viridiplantae; Streptophyta; Magnoliopsida; Solanales; Solanaceae.